Myxocyprinus asiaticus (Chinese sucker) is the source of this 4571-nucleotide messenger RNA. Its product is annotated as protein jagged-2-like. Bases 127 to 3714 code for a protein of 1195 amino acids. Lineage: Eukaryota; Metazoa; Chordata; Actinopteri; Cypriniformes; Catostomidae. Gene Ontology annotation, molecular function: Notch binding; calcium ion binding. Gene Ontology annotation, biological process: cell communication; Notch signaling pathway; heterophilic cell-cell adhesion. The transcript is spliced from 25 exons. The record is from RefSeq and is a predicted model, not a curated record. Gene Ontology annotation, cellular component: plasma membrane; protein-containing complex.
AUCUCAUCUCAUCUUCUGGGGCUCUUGAGAAGAAAGGAAUCACUUUGAAUGCCUGGAUUCUGAGGACAGUGAUGCGUAUAUGUGUUUUCUUUUUUAAAACCAUGUCGUAUUAACUUCGUAGGAGUCAUGCAUAACUAUUUUGGAGGUUGUUUGUCAACAGUGUUCCUAAUUUUGACUUUUUGGACUGAGGUUUGCCACUCGUCGGGUUAUUUGGAGCUCCAGUUGAUCAGCGUGGAGAAUGACAGGGGUGAGCUCGCGAAUGGAAACUGUUGCGACGGCGCGCGGAGCGCACGAGACGCUCGGUGCGACCGGGACGAAUGUGACACGUACUUCAGAGUGUGUCUAAAGGAAUACCAGGUGGAGAUCACCACGUCUGGGUUAUGUACAUACGGCACUGGAAGCUCGAUCGUGCUUGGAGGGAAUACGUUUCAGUUCAAAGGAUUCAAUGAAAACCCAAACAAGGCCAAUGACCUCGGGACCGUUAUCAUGCCCUUUCAAUUCGCCUGGCCGCGAGCGUACACUCUGAUCGUGGAGGCUUGGGACUGGGACAACGAAACAGUCACUGACAACAGUGAUGAUCUGUUGAUUGAGCGGAGUGUUAACCGCGGAGAAAUGAACCCUGGAGAGGAACGACAGCUCAUUCAGCACAAGGGUCAAACUGCUAGCUUCCAGUACAGCGUGCGUGUGCGGUGUGACCGACAUUACUACGGCAACAAGUGCAACAUAAUGUGUAGCCCACGCGAUGAUUACUUUGGACAUUACACAUGUGAUCAUCUCGGCAAUCAGCAGUGCAUGGAGGGCUGGAACGGGCAGGGCUGCACGAAAGCUAUCUGUAAGCAAGGCUGCAGUGAGCAGCAUGGAGGCUGUGACGCUCCAGGAGAAUGUGUGUGUAAGUACGGCUGGCAGGGUCCGCUCUGUGACGAGUGUUUGCCGUAUCCGGGGUGUGUGCACGGCACCUGUGUGAAACCCUGGACAUGCACCUGUGAGAAGAACUGGGGAGGACUUCUGUGUGACAAAGAUCUGAAUUACUGUGGAACGCACAAGCCCUGUGUGAACGGAGGCACGUGUCUGAAUACAGAGCCUGACGAAUAUUUUUGCUCCUGCCCUGAGGGUUACUCUGGCAAAAACUGUCAUAUCGCCGAGCAUGCAUGCAUGUCAAACCCAUGUGCAAAUGGUGGGACCUGUCAUGAGCUGGUAUCAGGGUUCGAGUGUCAGUGUCCCCCUGGCUGGGAUGGCCCAACCUGUGCUAAAGACAAAGACGAGUGUGCGUCUAACCCAUGCGCUCAUGGAGGAACCUGCUUUGAUAUUGAAAAUGGUUUUGACUGUUUAUGUCUCCCGCAAUGGACCGGCAAGACCUGUCAGAUAGAUGUCAACAGCUGUUAUGGUCAGUGUCAGAAUGGAGGAACCUGUCUGGAUGGUCAUCAUGGUUACGAAUGUCAUUGCCAGCCAGGGUUUAUGGGAAGACACUGCGAGGUGCAGCAGAGCAGGUGUGCCAGUGCCCCAUGCCAAAAUGGUGGACGCUGCUGUUCACUAACCAUGGGCUAUGAGUGUGAGUGUCUGUACGGAUACACCGGAACCAACUGUGAGGUACAGGUGGAUCCAUGCAGUCCAAACCCAUGUCAGAAUAAAGCUCAGUGUCACUCUCUGCAGGGAGAUUUUUACUGUGCCUGUGCAGAUGAAUAUGAGGGAAAGACAUGCAGUCAACUUCGAGACCACUGCAAGACCAGCACCUGCCAAGUGAUUGACAGUUGCACUAUUGCCGUGACAACCAACGGCACAGCAAAAGCAGUACGGCACAUCUUAUCAAAUGUGUGUGGUCCUCAUGGGCACUGCAUCAGCCAAUCAGGAGGCAACUUCACCUGUGCCUGCCAACCAGGGUUCACUGGGACAUACUGUCAUGAGAAUAUAAAUGACUGUGCAUCAUCUCCGUGUCACAGUGGAGGAACCUGCAUUGAUGACAUCGGCUCCUUCCACUGUGUCUGUCCCGAUGGCUUUGACGGACAACUCUGUGACCUGGAGGUGAAUGAGUGUAGCAAUGAGCCUUGUCUAAAUGGAGGUCAUUGUAUCGAUCUACUGAAUGAUUUCUACUGUCACUGCACUGACAACUGGAAGGGAAAGACGUGUAACUCACGAGACAAGCAGUGUGAUCCCAAUACAUGUGCCAACGGAGGAACAUGCUACGAUCAUGGAAACUCGUUCCGCUGCGUGUGCUCCUCCGGGUGGGGUGGCAGUACCUGUAACACAGCAAUGAAAAUCUCAUGUGAAUCUGGGCCGUGUCUAAAUGGUGGAACAUGUGUUGGAAGGGGCGGAGCCUUUACCUGCAUCUGCAAGGAUGGAUGGGAGGGGCCUACCUGUGCUCAGAAUGUUGAUGACUGUAACCCUCAUCCCUGUUAUAAUGGAGGAAUGUGUGUGGAUGGGCUUAACUGGUUUCGCUGUGAAUGUGCUCCUGGAUUUGCUGGGCCUGACUGUCGCAUCAAUAUAGAUGAGUGUCAAUCUGCUCCCUGUUCAUAUGGAGCCACAUGUCUGGAUGAGAUUAAUGGGUAUCAUUGUCUGUGCCCUGUUGGUCGAGCUGGACCACGCUGCCAGGAGUUUAUCGGAGUUGGGAGGGCAUGUGAUCGCUCAGGGUUGAAGGUUCAUCAUGGUGAUCGUUGGGAGGAUGGGUGUAACAGCUGUCAGUGUAUGAAUGGAAACAUCAGGUGCACUAAAGUGCGUUGUGGUCCCCAGCCCUGCCUGUUGCAGUCAGGCUUUAGUGAGUCACAGCGCUCCCUGUGUCCAUUAGGGCAGGAGUGUGUAGAGCAUCAUUUCCUUUCUUGUUUCCGUCCCCCCUGCCAUCAGCUGGGGAUAUGCUCCACUCCAGAACGUCCACAUCCAAUCAGCACUCAGUGCCUACCCAACAACGGCUACCUAGAUGACAAUUGUGCUCGUGUUACGCUUGUAUUUGACUCUGAUAGUGUUCCGCAGGGGACAACUGCUGAAGGUGUUUGCGCAGAGUUAACAUAUCUGCCAAUCAUACGAAUCCUGGCCAAAGACCACACCCUUUCCAUUCUUUGUGACCAAUCACCUUCCAGCCACAAUGCAGUGGAGGUUGCUAUGUCAUAUGAGCAAAACAGCUUUGUGGAGGGACGUGCUCAGAUACAGGAUGUGGUCCGCUCCAUCAUUGAUGUUCUGUCUAAACGUCACAACAGCACGUUAUUGUUGGCUGUGAGAGAGGUCAGAGUUGACACGCAGGACCUGCGACCCUCAGCUGGUUACCUUGUCCCGUUACUGUGCAUUUUGUUUGUAACAUUGUGGAUCUCCUGUGUCGUCGUGUGUGUGUGGUGGUUUCGAAGACGCAGGAAAGUGAGAGAAAGAGACGACAUGCAGAUGGAAGAGAGCAUUAACAACCAGCGUGGGUUGCUACUAAGCACUCUAAUGCCACACAAAGACAACAUGGAUACGCUGCAGGAAAAUAAGAACCUGAUUUACCCUCUGGAUCGGGUGGGAGAUGGAGCUGAACGAGAGGAUGAGGAGGAAGAGGGGGAGGAAGAGGGAGACAGAGGGCGGGUUAUGCAUAAAUGCUCAUCUCUCACGUACUCUAAGGGGGAUGUAGUGUACACUAUUCACACUUCAGGCCAAACUCAGCCACACAGGACACAUUAUAGCAGCAAAGACAACCGCUGUAAGAACAAUUUGAACGAGAGCACGAGCGAGCACAUGAAAAAUCAUUACGUAUGAAAGAGUCACACAAACUGAAAAAUUAUUAAAAGUAUUUUUUUGGCUGGCUGACCUAAGAUCCCCCUGGGCUUGUGCGAUGGGUGUUUUUUUAUUUUUUAUUCUUUUGUCAUUGUGUGGUCAAAUGCAACAGGAAUAUGUCACAAAAAUGCAACAAAUCCAAGAUUCAUAGAAUGGAUUUCAAAAUCCUUCCCUUCUGUUUACACUUGCUCUCACUUUCUUUAAAAAGAAGGACAUUUUUACACAAGGCUGAACUUUUGGAUUACGUCUGCAAACUGUGGAGAGACCUUUGACCCUUGGGGCUAAGGAGGAAUCAGCGAUAGGCAGCUUUGAAUUGUUUUUGAUUAUGUCCAGACCUGCUCUAAGUCAAGUGUUAGGAGCAGUCAUCUCUUCCAUAGGUAUAAGUGCCUCAUUGAACCUUCAAAAUAGCACUUACAGCUGACACAAGCAUUUUAUCUUUUUGAUACACUUUACACAAUGAUACUCAUUUGUUUAUUUAAAUUCACCAAAGUUCUCCUACCUUAGUGGGUGAUUCUCACAUUUUAGCCCAAUUCUCAUGACCGCAACAUGAAAAAAAUUAUAUAUUGUUUAAAUUGAAAAGUAGUAGUAGUUCUCCCUUAGUCCUACCUUUCAUUUUCACCAUUUUAAUAAAGAAAAUCAUUGUACAAUAGCAUGUAUUUUAUUGCAAUACAGUAAAAACAUCACUGUGUUAUGGUAAUAAGAAUAAUAAUUUAAAACAGUAAGAAUAGUCAAAGUAAAACACCUGGACGCAUUAUGUUAAAGGAAUAGUUCACCCAAAAAUUAAAAUUCUCUCAUCAUUUACUCACCCUCAUGCCAUCCCAGAUGUGUGUCAUCUGCUG